Molecule: messenger RNA, 2517 nt
Organism: Girardinichthys multiradiatus
Lineage: Eukaryota; Metazoa; Chordata; Actinopteri; Cyprinodontiformes; Goodeidae
Exons: 8
Coding region: 1193-2134 (313 amino acids)
Source: RefSeq, a predicted model, not a curated record
UAUCUAUCUAUCUAUCUAUCUAUCUAUCUAUCUAUCUAUCUAUCUAUCUAUCUAUCUAUCUAUCUAUCUAUCUAUCUAUCUAUAAAAUGAUGAUAUAUUAGUUUAUCUAAUAACAACACACUAGCUAAACAAAUGUAGAUCGACUUCUCCGAAACACGACAUUUGAGCUUUCAGGGUUACCGUAGUUCCCCUGUGGUGCGAGCACAGCGCGACGGUUCCAAGCCUGCAACAAGCACGCGCCUUUUUUGCCGCGUGAGCGGCAAGGAGACGCUGGGGAAACCGUAUCUGAUGGGGAAACGCGAAUCAACGUAACACCGGCAACUUGAUGACCAGAGCUCAUUGUUGCUGUUCUGUCGUCGAUUUGGGUAAGACUUUUGCAUGCAUUGUUGAAUUUUCUAUUAUUUUUAUUAUAUACGAUAUAAUUAGCCUGUUUGUUGCCGCUAAAGUUGUCCGUAGUUGGCUAAAGCAGUCCAGUUGACAAUCUGUCAGGUUCAUAUUAAUGCAAUUUAAAACAAAUGUAAUGCUUUACCAUCUCAACAAAUACAACUUAGCAUGUGUUGCUACCAUGUUCAUCCAAGAGUAAAAAGAAAAUUAUUUAUUUUAUAGGGAAACACCAUAAAAUCUAAAAGGAUAUGUGUUUAUUUUUAUUUUAUUUCAGUGCUGAUAUCAAGCCCUGGCUGUUAGUAUGAAUAGGUGUUUUAUAUUGUGUUGCAUACAUGUCUUUGUAAUCCACCCUUUUGGGUACUUGCUGUGAUGAGUUUAUGUAAAUGCAAUAUGAAUAAAAUUGCUUAUCUGUCAAUACAGAAAAUGUCUAAACAAAACUCCAAAAGCCACAAGGCUAUGGAUGAUAACGAGUGGUUCUCUAGACUGAGGUCUUUUGCCUCCACUGGUGUCUGGCCAUCAGAUGCAGGUAACCGACCUGCCUCAAGGCAACAGAAGUGGUACACUCUGUAUCAGAAGAUAGAGAAGUGCCCACUACUGCUGAGAGGCCAGCUGACACUUUUCUCCCAGCCACAAGGGUGUUUGUGUGGGUUUCAUCUUCCUAAGGUCUGUUCCACAGCAGAGGAAAAGGAUUAGCAGGUGCCUACAGCCUCAUCUAGACCCACAAGCAGUGCAGCCCAAUCAACUAACAGUCAAAGUAGUUCCAUAAUGGUAGGUGAAUGUUAUUGCUUUAUGUGAAUGAGAAUUCAUAAUGGCAAUAACCUGUAUUUGUGUCAUAUUUCAGCUCCAGACUGCUACUCCAGUCAAAUACCCCACAGGUUACAGCACACCUGGAACUCUGGCAAAAAGGCCAAAACUCACCCUUUCUUCAUUUGAAAGGUCCAGAUUUGGUGGCAGGCAUGUGGAGAAUGCAAAGCCAAAUAUAAAUGUUGCACGAAAAACUCAUACGAAUGCAACACGUGCUUGUACAAGUACAGCAGCCCAUUCUUGUGCGGAUCCAGUGCCAGCUGGUGGUUCUCUUCACAACAUCUCUCCACCACAGCCUCAAAGUGCAGAUACCUUUUUUCUUGCUCCUCCAUUACCGGCUCCCAAACGACAACGGCCAGUGGAGGAGCAGAGUUCAGGAGUAAAUGCAAACCCAUUCCAGCCUGCGUCCUCCGCUGUGGUACAAUCCACUCACCUACCGGGGCUCCAGCCUGCGUCGUCUGCUGUGGUCCAGUCCACUGUUUCGUUGGGGUUACCUGGGCAAACUACAUCUUCAGAGCAAGUUGUCGUGGAUGAACACAAUAGGGCAGGAAUGGAUCGUGUUGAUGUGCUUGCGGAGUACUUGGUGGAGCUACGAAAGGAAAAAGGCCUAACUCUUACCAACCAGCAGGCCAACACCAUUGUGGGUCUUUGGCAUAAAUUGGAGCAAAAAGAUAAAGACCGGAUUUUGUAUGCUGCACGACAUCAGGAACGACUGCUCACUGGUCGAUUUAGGUCACCCAAAAAGAAGGCUGUUUAUGCAGGAGUUGAAAGCACAAAAAGGUGUGUACUUGGUUCUUCUGGUUCUGGUGCUCAAUGGCCAGAUUGCAGCCGACUUAUUGAAAUGAUCUUUAUCAGGUUGUGCAACAUUCAUAGUAGCCCCAAAAAAAUUGGACACCAAACGUUUUCUAGGUGGUCACAAAUUCUAAAUGAUUACAAAACAAUUUGACAGCUAAUUUUGAACAAUGGCAUUAUUAUGAAAGACACAACCCUGCAACUUGUCGCUGUAAACCAGACCACCUUAAUACAGUGGCAUAACAAAAGAUUUAAAGCACAAGAUGUUGCCAUUCUGAUGCAAGGGCUGGUACUGCCUCAGGAAUGGCCCAUUGCCAGUGAACCACUGCUCCCAGUAAAUGCUAGGCCCACUCAACUCACACCACACAAACAUGAACACACACAAACAUGAACACACUUACAACCUGCCACCUGACACCACUGGCCAGGCAAAAACAAAACUCACUGUCAGAGACAGAGCUGAGCUGAAAACCAUUCAGCCAAAACCCCCUGCAUCUCAGCCAACAGUUUUUUAUAUGCCACUCCACAUGCCAUCUA